ACCGUCUACGUCUCCUGAGGGAGGCGCCCUUGACAGCUAUGGCCGGAUACAAAGAAGGCCAAAGGCUUGUCCUCUUCGACUUGCCCGACGAGGUCUUGUUCCAGAUAGUCGAGUACUUCCCACGGCCUCACAUCCGAAAGAGAUACCUCAAAAAAGAGAGCUCCGACAAUGCAAUUGAAGCAUUCCGCGCCACAUGCAAAAAGGCGUUCCAUCUCUCCGAUCCUCUCUUCUGGAGGUGUCUUUCGGUCAGGCACCUGGACGAAUACAACAAAAUCAAGGCUUUUCUGGCUCGCUAUCCCCUUCGACCUCACUACGUCCGGCACCUGGAGCUUAUCCCAGCUUACCUUGGCAGCCCGAGACGUGACGACAAAAUCCAAGAGAUAAUAGCGCUUGCCUCGAUUUUGCCCAACCUGGAACGCCUGUCUGCUUGUCCAGAAUGCUAUCUCAAGGAUGAGGAAUGCAAACGCCUGAUCACGAGGUGGGCGAUUGCCCUGGCCUUUUAUUUCCAGUCAACCAAUUACAACCAAUUAAAAUACUGCUAUGCGAGACUCUGGACCUUCCUCGAGGGGCAGCAGCAGUCGUUGAUUCUGCCUUUGCUGAACGCUCCGAGGCUCGUCGAGCUGACCCUGGAAGCCGCCGACCUACGUGAUCUCCGGGUAGACUCCAUCCCCAAGCAGUCGACAGCGCUCAAGAAGCUCAAGCUCAUCAGGUGUCGGCUCGAGGAGCCCGCCCUGGCCGCCCUGCUGGGCGCGCCGCUCUCGCUGGCGUCGUUUGAAAUAUCGCUGAUGUCUAAUCACUUGAGCAGACCCAGCAUUGAACGGGAAGAAUAUAUUCUCAUCCUCAAAGCGAUCAAGCUGCUCCAGCGCCUACAGCCAAAUCUGACGGCUCUGGGCGUGACAUUCCAGGACGGCACUGCGCUCGAGGACGAGAUAUCGCAGGGAGAAUUCGACCUGUCUCGAUUACGCUGCCUCAAGGAGCUCACCCUCAGCGCCAGGAACACCUAUUUCUUCCGUCCUUUUCACGAGAGGGUCGAAGGCCCUUGCCUCUGGUUCCCUGUCAAUGGCCUUUGCAAGUUACCCGCUGGCCUCGAGCGUAUCCACAUCCUGUCCGAAACCGAGGACAUCGACCUGGUUGGGUUGGCAGAGGCGCUGCUCAGGCACCGCGAUGCGGGCAAGACUCUUCCCGCGUCGCUGCGGCUCUCCUGCGACGUCCAGAGCCGGCAUGUCCGACCCCUCACGGAGGCGAUGCAAAACGCCGAGGAUCGGACGCUUCGAGCCCUCGACAUAUUCAUGACGCAGCUUUCAUUUCUGGAGAUCAAGUAUAUAAUGCGAUGGUUCGAGGAAGUCGAAGACCUGGAAGAUGAGAUUGUCUACAGCUGCACCAGGACGCUGGUGGCGGAGCGCAUGGCGGUUGCCAAUGAUGUCGACGAUUCUGCCGCAGAUCCCGGAACGUUCGAGUUGAAGGAUUACACUCACUCAGAGCUAGAGCCCUUUGGGAUGCACCUUCUUCCUGGCGAAUAUUUAGAAGGGAUUUUGAGUGAGUCGGAAAGCAGUGAUGAAGAUUGAACUCAGGAUGCGAAAGUGAUUGAACCAGACCAUGGCGCAGAAAUUAAGAGUCGGUCAAGGACUGGCGCAUCGGACGACAAACCGGAAGUCGAAAACAGAUAUCCUGAAGCCUGGAAUCGGCGGAAUCGUUCUUCUGGAUUUCAUUUUGCGCUACUACGACCUUCGCCGUGGGCAACGCCCUGUAGACGGCGAUCUCUGAGUGCUGUUCAAGGACGGAUUUCUCCUCCAGGGGUGAGUAUCGGCUGGCCGCGACAGACCCGCGAUUGUUCUUUUCUCGGUAACGG
Molecule: messenger RNA, 1849 nt
Organism: Cladophialophora immunda
Lineage: Eukaryota; Fungi; Ascomycota; Eurotiomycetes; Chaetothyriales; Herpotrichiellaceae
Exons: 1
Coding region: 39-1565 (508 amino acids)
Source: RefSeq, a predicted model, not a curated record